AUGGAAAACAGAAAUAAUGUCACCAUUUUUAUUCUCCUGGGACUUUCUCAGAAUAGGGAAACUGAAGUCCUUUGUUUUGUAUUCAUUUUAUUUUGCUACCUUUCUAUUUGGAUGGGAAAUGUGCUCAUAAUGAUUUCUAUCACAUGCACUCAGCUUAUAAGCCAACCCAUGUAUUUUUUCCUUUAUUACCUGUCGCUCUCUGACCUUUGCUACACAUCCACAGUGACCCCUAAACUGAUGACAGAUUUACUGACAGAAAAGAAGACCAUUUCCUAUAAUAACUGCAUGGCACAAUUAUUUAUCGUGCACUUCCUUGGAGGCAUCGAGAUCUUCAUUCUCACGGGAAUGGCCUAUGACCGCUAUGUGGCCAUCUGCAAGCCCCUGCACUACACCGUCAUCAUGAGCAGGCAACGAUGCAACACAAUCAUCAUAGCUUGUUGCACUGGAGGAUUUGUGCACUCUGCCAGUCAGUUUCUCCUCACCAUCUUCUUACCAUUCUGUGGUCCCAAUGAAAUAGAUCACUACUUCUGCGAUGUGUAUCCCUUACUAAAAUUGGCUUGCACUGAUACAUAUAGGAUUGGUCUGCUGGUCAUAGUUAAUUCAGGGCUGAUUGCCUUAGUAUGUUUUGUGAUUUUGAUGAUGUCUUAUCUUCUGAUAUUAUACACCAUCAGUGCUUAUCCACCACAGAGCCGUACCAAAGCUCUUUCAACUUGUAGUUCUCACGUAACAGUUGUGGUCAUAUUCUUUGCUCCUGUUCUCUUCAUUUACAUAAGACCAAAUGUGACUUUUGCAGAAGACAAAGUAUUUGCUCUUUUCUACACUAUCAUUGCUCCUAUGUUCAACCCUCUGAUCUACACACUAAGAAACUUGGAGAUGAAAAAUGCCAUAAGGAACAUGUGUCAGCAUCACUUCUUUUGGGAAAGGAAGCGAGCCCAAGGAAAGUAA
This is a messenger RNA of Lepus europaeus (European hare), 945 nucleotides long. Its product is annotated as olfactory receptor 4P4-like. Gene Ontology annotation, biological process: G protein-coupled receptor signaling pathway. Lineage: Eukaryota; Metazoa; Chordata; Mammalia; Lagomorpha; Leporidae. Gene Ontology annotation, molecular function: G protein-coupled receptor activity; olfactory receptor activity. Gene Ontology annotation, cellular component: membrane. The record is from RefSeq and is a predicted model, not a curated record. Bases 1 to 945 code for a protein of 314 amino acids. The transcript has a single exon.